CCAGUCCUGAGGAAAAGGGAGCAAGCGAGUGAAAGACGGAACUGAGAGAGCUGCUGGAGCUGUUCCUGCAAAGCCAGCUGAAGAGGGUGGCUGGGAGGGAGGGGCACGAGGAGAGGAGGUCGCAGCACCAGGAGCAGCGCGGUUCUGCAUUUUCUGUGUGAUGAAGGUUCAUUGCAUUGCUCCUCCGUUUGUUGCUAGCUGACACUCAACUGCACCCAGUGCGCACCAGAAAGGAGACACCGCGGUGCCGUGACCUUGGCCGAGGAGUGGCAAGUUGAAAAUUCCAUUAUUUAAGAGCCUAUCUGAUUUGGGGUGACAUGGCACAGGGAAAUAAUUAUGGACAGAGCAGUAAUGGGGUGGCUGAUGAAUCACCCAACAUGCUUGUAUACAGAAAGAUGGAAGAUGUCAUAGCACGCAUGCAAGAUGAAAAAAAUGGAAUUCCUAUUCGAACUGUUAAAAGUUUUCUUUCCAAGAUACCCAGUGUCUUCUCUGGGUCAGACAUUGUGCAAUGGUUAACGAAGAACUUAACUAUAGAAGAUCCAGUGGAAGCUCUCCAUCUGGGGACAUUAAUGGCUGCCCAUGGUUAUUUCUUUCCAAUCUCAGAUCAUGUUCUCACAUUAAAGGAUGAUGGCACAUUUUACAGAUUUCAAACACCCUAUUUUUGGCCAUCAAAUUGUUGGGAGCCGGAAAAUACAGACUAUGCUGUUUACCUGUGCAAGAGAACAAUGCAAAACAAAGCCCGACUGGAGCUAGCAGACUAUGAAGCUGAAAGCUUGGCUAGACUGCAACGAGCAUUUGCCCGGAAGUGGGAAUUUAUUUUUAUGCAAGCAGAAGCACAAGCAAAAGUUGACAAGAAAAGAGACAAGAUAGAAAGGAAGAUUCUUGAUAGCCAAGAACGAGCUUUCUGGGAUGUACACAGACCAGUACCUGGUUGUGUAAACACAACUGAAGUGGAUAUUAAAAAAUCAUCCAGAAUGAGGAACCCUCACAAAACUCGAAAGUCGGUCUAUGGAUUACAAAAUGAUAUUCGAAGCCACAGUCCAACCCACACACCCAUACCAGAAACUAAGCCUCCCACAGAAGAUGAAUUGCACCAACAGAUAAAAUACUGGCAAAUACAGUUAGACAGACACCGCUUAAAAAUGUCCAAAGUUGCUGAUAGUCUACUAAGCUACACAGAACAGUAUGUUGAAUAUGAUCCCUUUCUUGUACCACCUGAUCCUUCUAAUCCAUGGAUGUCAGAUGAUACCACUUUCUGGGAACUUGAAGCAAGCAAAGAACCUGGCCAACAGAGAGUUAAACGAUGGGGUUUUGGCAUGGAUGAAGCAUUGAAAGAUCCAGUUGGGAGAGAACAGUUCCUCAAAUUUCUAGAGUCAGAAUUCAGUUCAGAAAAUUUGAGGUUCUGGUUGGCAGUGGAAGACUUGAAGAAAAGAACCAUUCGGGAAGUCCCCACCCGGGUCCAGGAAAUAUGGCAGGAAUUUCUGGCUCCAGGUGCUCCCAGUGCCAUUAAUUUGGAUUCCAAAAGUUAUGACAAAACCACACAAAAUGUGAAGGAGCCAGGACGGUACACAUUUGAAGAUGCUCAGGAGCACAUUUACAAAUUGAUGAAAAGUGAUUCCUACCCACGUUUCAUACGAUCCAGUGCCUACCAGGAGCUGUUACAGGCGAAGAAAAAGGGCAGAAACAUCCCUAUUUUCCCAUGCCAUAAAAACUGUACACCAACACUGAGGGCCAGCACUAACCUGUUAUGAAAAGAGGGGAAAUCGCUCACAUCCAAGAGGUUAACCAGUCUAGUUCAGUCCUAUUAAAAGGAUCUACUUGUAGCAUGGACCCAGCCUCAAAUCAUUAUACACACUUUGUAGCUCACUAAGUCCCUGGAUCAGAGGACAUUAGGCCAAGAUGUUGCAUGAGCAAAGGACUGGAUAUGUUCUCUUUUGCCUCCACUGAAGCAUUACAGACUCCGAGGGACUCUAUCUCUUCUCACCACUUCCAGUUCCAAUCUUGUCUGUUCACUUCCUCCUUCAUAUCAAGCUGGAUCUGUGUAUUACUUUUCUGCAAGUUCAAAGUACAGUGAAAACUUUUUUUGAAAGCUUCUCCUAGACACAAAGUUUAUUUAAAAAAACACAGUAAAUCCCAACC
Molecule: messenger RNA, 2139 nt
Organism: Sarcophilus harrisii (Tasmanian devil)
Lineage: Eukaryota; Metazoa; Chordata; Mammalia; Dasyuromorphia; Dasyuridae
Gene: RGS7
Product: regulator of G protein signaling 7
Exons: 18
Coding region: 318-1751 (477 amino acids)
Biological process (GO): regulation of G protein-coupled receptor signaling pathway; intracellular signal transduction; G protein-coupled receptor signaling pathway
Source: RefSeq, a predicted model, not a curated record